Molecule: messenger RNA, 1303 nt
Organism: Puntigrus tetrazona (Sumatra barb)
Lineage: Eukaryota; Metazoa; Chordata; Actinopteri; Cypriniformes; Cyprinidae
Gene: rhno1
Product: RAD9-HUS1-RAD1 interacting nuclear orphan 1
Exons: 3
Coding region: 189-1052 (287 amino acids)
Biological process (GO): DNA damage checkpoint signaling; cellular response to ionizing radiation; recombinational repair
Cellular component (GO): nucleus; chromosome
Source: RefSeq, a predicted model, not a curated record
UAGGCUAACCAACAUUCAAUCGGUUUGUAUUUCUCUGGGAGGGACGAGGAGUGUGUGUGAAUGGGGGAUCUUUCCCACAAACCUCAGUCAGACGGUUUAUUAGUCUCUUUGUCAAAUUUACAUGGUCCAAAGAAAAAGUACAAUGCGACUGAGAAGAAAUAAAGAGCUAUACCAUAUCAUGUCUUCUAAUGCCCCGUAAUUCACGUAAGAAGAGACUGCUGAACCCAAACAAAUCUCAGUUGUUGUUUGUCGAGGUGCCCAUCAAUGGACCAAAGCAUGAAUAUGGACCACAACUACGGAGUGCCAUUCAUCCCAAGUCAUUUAUGUCAGAGAAACAACAGCGAAGUGGUACCUCUUGGGUGUCUUCGCAGUUUAAUUCACUCGAAACCACAACGGUUAGUCGUGGAGGUCGAGGGAGGAGAAAUAACCAGAUGGCUACGAGGAUCUCAAACAAGGCACCAAUUUUGGGUUUCCCUCAGACCAGAAGAGCAAAAGGCAGCAAAUAUACGACUCUGUCUUUUCAGGCAACCACAGCAGGUUCGCAACACCAGAGUGAAAACUUUAGUUAUUCACGGACAAAGAAUGAUCGGCUCGUUUCUUCGGACAGUCAUAGCAAGGAGCUUCGAGAGACUUCAAGAAGAACUCGCCUUCCUCGAAAAGGAGUAGAGAAGAGGACGGCUACAUGUGUUAUAUCCACCUCCAGGCAUUCAGAAGUUUCAAAGAAUGUGCAAAUCCACAAAAAUGGAACGACUAAGGAUCCAGUUCACAUACUGAACACAAGCUCUGUUACCGAACACCUUAAUGUAGAGAUGCCUGAAAUGCCACAUUGCUCCUGCCCAUCUCCAUCCAAUGUUCAGCAUCUCCUCUUCCCCCCAAACCAAGCAAAAACUCCUCCGCGAACUGAGAACUCGAGCAUCCUGGUGAUGGACACACCUGAGAAGGACUAUGGGCUGAAGGUAACGUGGAGACGGAGGAAAGGACUGAUGAAAUUGUUGAUUGACAGAGGUCAGCUUCUUCCAGCAGAUGCCGGAGUUGCCAAUGAUUGUACUUAAAAACCAUAAAUUAACAGAUACAGCAAUAAUUUGGUUUGUUUUGUAGUUUACUGCACAAUAUCGAUUUUGCUAAGAUUUGGAAAAUUGCACAAUUGAAAUAAUUAUAUAUGAAUAUUUCAAGAGAGAAGAAUUAAAGAUUUUCUGAUGUCCCCAGCCUUAUUUAAUGGAAGCAGCUUUGUACUCUGUUGGACAUCAAUUAAUUAUGUACUUAAAUGUUAAAUACACACCUCAAAUAAUGCCUUUAUUCACAA